Molecule: messenger RNA, 846 nt
Organism: Colletotrichum siamense
Lineage: Eukaryota; Fungi; Ascomycota; Sordariomycetes; Glomerellales; Glomerellaceae
Exons: 3
Coding region: 1-846 (281 amino acids)
Source: RefSeq, a predicted model, not a curated record
AUGCCAGCAAACAAGGCUCAAGAAGCAAGUACACCGAUCAUGGCCCCUCCAACCGCCGCGAAACGAACGCACGCUGCCAUCAGCAAAAGCAACCCGCCCACCAUCGACCCGCCGCAACAAUGGGCCGAAGCUUCUCAACCAUCCAUCGAGAAUUUUGACUGCUCCAAAUAUGACUAUAUGCCCGACGAAAACGGCGGCUUUUGGAAGCUGCAGCCAGACUACGUCGCGGAAGGCCUCGUUCAAGUAAUACCUCGAGUGCACACGGGCAUGUCGCCCAUUCAGAAGCCGCAGGAUUUCGCCUUCACUUGCCUAUACGAAAAAUGUACCGCAAAACCUUUCAAGCGGAAUCUCGAUCUCGACAAGCACUACAAACAGGCCCAUUCCGACAGCCAAACUCAACCUUCACCAGCCUUGUCCGUCAAGGAAAUCACGCCUGCACUGAGCACGCCCAAACCGAGCCCCAAGGUUAUCACCAAGGCCGCAGCCGGCGGAAAGGGCGGAGGGAACCGCAAUAACAGCGUCGCCGGCGCAUCAGGAAAGAAGUCAGACGAGGCCUACUACUGCGACUACAAUGCGUGCAACCGCAAAGACGAACCAUUCAGUCGCAAGGACCGAUUACGAAUCCACCUCACGGAUGUUCACAAAGAGGACGUGAACAAGAAGAACGGCGAGAUCACGGACGACUGGCUGCAAGUGCGCAAGGUGAAUGCGGCCUGGUGGCGGUGCACGAAAUGCCUCGCCAGGAUAAAGGUCGACCCCAACGGAUGGGAGUGCCCCCAGGACGGCUUCAAGCUGGAAGACAAGCGUCGCGAGCUGCGGGAGAAGAUGAUGGCAUCGGGCACGUGA